CAUGGAGUCAACACUCCAACAUGGAAGAUGCGGUGUUGACAGUGGUCGAACUUGGCAACGACGUUGCGGACGUGUACGCAUGGGUCGAUGCGAACACCCGCGGAGGUGCCUUGGAGAGCGACAGCGCGGGGGUGAGCGAGCGCCUACUGCCGCAACUGCACGUUCUAUCGCAGGAAUUGAGCGCGACGUUGCAACAGCAAUUGGAAUCGUUUCCAUCAUUCGACACCCAUGUGCAGCUGUUGGCGAUCAAGGCACAAGGAUUGCUCCUCAACUUGCAGAACGUCGCGGAUGCCACCAGCCCCAUCCCGGACGGCACCGACGCGUCCCCCACAACGUCGACGUCCGUCGCCAACCCCUCUCUCAUCGUCCUCCACGAAGCCAAGCAGCAUAUGCAAGCUUGCAUCCACGCCCUCGAGGAAAGCGCGGCAUGGACUCAACACAGCCGCCUGGUCGCCCAAAUCGUGAGCGACUCCGUGGCGUCCGCUGCUGUUUCGCCCACACUCCUGCCAUCCCUUGUCAUGCACCUCACGGCCUUGAACAAGAGUCUGCGCAUCUUGGCUCCGAUGCCUGGUGCUCCCGAUCGCCAAGCUACCAUGACCAGGUUGCAGGGGCAAGUGGAAAGUUUGGUGUUGCCGGCCUUGGUCGAGCAACUCGAGCAACCUCGCGGUGUCGACGUCGAUAAAGUCGGCGAAUUCGUCGCGAUCUUUGACUGCCUCGGACGACCGGACGUUGUCCGUCAGCGAUUUGCCUCAGCUCGCCCGGCCCCCAUCCAUCGCCUCUGGUUGUCCAUGCAGACAGGUCCGAUGCCACUGAAUCUGGGCGACUUCUACGCCGAUGUCGAAGCGUUUUUCGCCCGUGAAUGGCGCACCAUUUCGCAGGUCUUUGGCCCCGAGGCCGCGCCGAACGUGUGGCUGGCGUUGCUCGAAGCAACACUGCAACCCUGUACGCUGAGUGCUUUUGUACACCUGGACACGGUCUCUCCGUGGUUUUCCCUGUCGUGCCAAUUUGCGCACACGCUGCUGACGAACUAUGGCGGCGUAUCCGACUCGAUCAGCUCCAUCAUGGCCCCCGCCAUCCUCCGUGUGGUAUUUGCCCCGUACUGGCCCUUGUUCAAGUCGUACACAGAGACAGAAACCCGCCACGUGUUGGCUCCUCAGCUGCGCGACGUCGUCCCGACCGUCGUCGAUGCCGACUUUGCCGCCCAACUGGAGGAAGCCGCCACGUUGCUGUGGAGCGCAGCGGAGGCGCGCAUGAGUUUUGGGUUCUCGUUCGCGCAUGGCGGGUUGUUGCCGGGGACCGUAGCCGCCAUCACGACCACGAUUCAAGCGUUUGAAGCGGCGUUGGUCGCGUUGAAACGCGACUUGGAGCAGAAAUUGCUACGGACGUCGGGCAAUUUGACGAGCCACGCCAUGGAUUGGGAAGCAUUCCACAUCGCGCUCCAUUUGGUCAAAACGACCGGCCUUCUCUUGACGCAGGCGGAAGCCUUCCAAACGCGUUGGGGCGCGCGCGUGCAAGGCAGUUUGAGUGCAUGGAUGGGCGAGGGUACCCAAGGCCCGCCGCCAGCAUGGUCGCUCGAUGAGUGCCGAGAGGUAGCGACGUUGCCCAAGGCUGUGAUGGCGCAAUGGUGGGCCAACGACGCUGGAAGUUACCAUGACCUGACUUGCCUCGUGCACUCGCUAACUUUCAAACCGCUAUUUGGACACGUCUUUGCAACGUGGACGUCGACGGUGCAAGAGUUGCUGUGCGAUUCCGUGCUCGGUCCAAUCCACGCGAUGUUGCGCCCACUCCCUUCGCUCGAGAUUUGGAUCCAGCCCGAGGCCACCGACGCCUUGCCGUCCUUCAAUACGCUCCCGCAAGAGUAUAUGACCGCGGUGGCCGACAUUUUGCUGUCGCUGCUGCCCCAGUUGGAGCUGUUUGCAGCGACGAGCGGGCUAGCGCACGCUGUUGCAGCGUCGCGCAAUGUCCAUCUGCUGAGCCACGCCGCUUGGGCCAAAGUGGCCACAGCCUUACGGGUCGACAUUCCAAGCGACUUGAGCGACUUGACGCAGGAGUCGUUUGUCGACCGGUGGACGAUGGUGUUUGCGUCGGGGGCGAUGGCGAUCUUGGCCGGGCAAGUGUUUCAAAUUCCGCGCUUUAGCAAGUCGGGCGCCGCCCAACUUGCAUGCGACUUGAGCUACUUGCAAAAUGUGUGUUUGGCUCUCGGUGUCCCAUUGCACCCGGCCUUGCACCAUCUCCACCACAAGAUGCUUGGUCAGGACGCGUGCGACGCCACGGCAUGCACUCUGACCGACGCGCGUGUCCGAGAUCAUCUGAACGGACUGUUGUCCGUGACGUGAUUCAAUGCAAAAUGCAACUGCGGUGUUAUCUGUCGUACCAACCAUGUUCUGGCAGCUGAUGCUUGCCGUGGUGUGCGAGCCAGCGUCACAAAGUUGGUGGAAUGCUCCCAUCACUCGGUUUCUAGUCUGGAUGAAGGUGAAUUCAGUCGUCCAUGGGGCCACUCCUCGCCGUCGCGGAUGCGAUACAAAGGACAGAUGGGAAGGACUCGGCAGCAUGUCGUGCUGGCACGUGGCCGCCUCAUUCGCAAUCCGCGACGACGUACGAAAGCAUGCCGACGUUGAAUCUCCAGGAGUGUUGACCCCGCUUGGUUCAAUUGCUGCCGUCGCUAGCUAUGACCAACGUCUCGAGCGCGGUUUUGCCCAGCCAGAGCAGCCCAGGGUCAUGUCGCUGCAAUGUCCAGUGCGUCGCAUCUGCUCAGCAUUGAAUCCACCAAAGGCGUGAGGUGUGGUGGCGAGCAGAGGAAAACAGCACUAGCACUCGUAC
Messenger RNA from Aphanomyces invadans, 2820 nucleotides. RefSeq lists its product as hypothetical. The transcript is spliced from 5 exons. Gene Ontology annotation, cellular component: COG complex. The coding region runs from base 21 to 2336 and encodes 771 amino acids. Lineage: Eukaryota; Oomycota; Saprolegniomycetes; Saprolegniales; Verrucalvaceae. The record is from RefSeq and is a predicted model, not a curated record. Gene Ontology annotation, biological process: intracellular protein transport; retrograde vesicle-mediated transport, Golgi to endoplasmic reticulum; Golgi organization.